ACAGCUCACAGAUCGCAGCUGAUCACCAGCUGAUCGCAGCGCACGACGCGUUCUCGCGUGGUCUAUCUAUAUUUCUGAUUGUAUUUAAUAAGAAUCCGUACAUUUGAAAUUCAAUACAUUAAUGGCAGGGAACGAUAUAAAGCAAAACUUACGAAAAUUAGAUUUCCCGUUCUGUACUAGAGAGGCAUUAUGCAGAAUCGAGAUAUUAUGCGGGAGACCUGGGAAACAAAUGGACUUACAAUUGGACCUAAUCUCGGAAUUCGUGUUCGGAGAGAUAGAGAGGCGAAAGAAACGGAAUCAGACGAUAGCCAUACAAGAACUGCAGUUGAUCGAAAUUUUAAGCGAUUUCUUUCAAAGUCCUGGAGGAAGUGCAGCCGUGAGGAACGCAGUGUUCUUAUCCCUGUUCCCCGCAGACAGUGUCAGAUACACGAUCCUAGGCAAUUUAGUAUCAUUAGCCAUUGUCACUCAAAACAAGGCAGUCUUGAACGCGACUGGAAUUUGGAUGCAACAAUUAGGUUCCACCUCCUCCCAGAGCGUAGGACUGGCGAGGCUCGUGCUCAAUGAUUAUUUUGUCCUUUUUCCAAAGACCAUCGACAAGUUGAACCAGCUUCCUACCCUCGCGCCACAUUUCACCGCCAAUUUAUUAACAGCGAUAGGCGAAGUUUAUAAAGACAAGGAUCCGCCCACUGAGCUGCUCGUGUUAAUAGAUGAAUGGAUAAAUGAAAAUCCAAGUCUUUUAUUAACUCCUUUGAUGGACAAUCCUGCUUUGCCAACCGGAGGCAUUCCAAUGACACCUAUCACACCAAUAGCAGGUUUAUUCAGGUGGUGCAUUUUGUCCUCAAUACGUUCGUGUCAAAUGAAAAAUAUAGAGAACGAUACUGAGGAACGAAAGAAAUUAUAUUCGAAGAUUCAACAGCUGCUCAUGGAUUCGGUGUUACGAUUGAAAAACGGUGGGAACAAUAAGCAUGCUAUAUCUGCGCAACAUUUCGCAGCCACUACUCGAAUGCUGACUGCUGGUCUACAGUCCCAAUCAAACAUCGAUACACCUUCGCGGGAUUUAGCGAUGGAACGACUCGCACAAGCUGUCAGUGCAGCCAUGUCUGCAAAUUGUAUUUAUGGAAACAAACAAGAGUUGCUAGCCCUGCUGCAACCUUUGGCGUACCAACACUUUUUAAUCGAAUGGACGUUACAGACUUACGCAUCAAAAGCUACUUAAAACAGUAAUAAAUUUAUUACAGACGUUUUCGUGAUUGUACAUAAAGUAUGUUAUAUACACGACUGAAUCAUAAAUGUAAGAAUUUUUAUGACGUAAUAAAUAUUCUGUUUGAUGUUAA
Messenger RNA from Ceratina calcarata, 1334 nucleotides. RefSeq lists its product as uncharacterized. Lineage: Eukaryota; Metazoa; Arthropoda; Insecta; Hymenoptera; Apidae. Bases 122 to 1216 code for a protein of 364 amino acids. The transcript has 4 exons. The record is from RefSeq and is a predicted model, not a curated record.